Pieris macdunnoughi is the source of this 1194-nucleotide messenger RNA. NCBI's taxonomy places the organism in Eukaryota, Metazoa, Arthropoda, Insecta, Lepidoptera, Pieridae. The record is from the annotation of a GenBank genome assembly.
AUGAAUAACUUCUUUAAAGUCACAGUGCUGUACUUAUCGCUUUAUCAGUAUGACCUAGUGCUAAGUAGGAAAAUUAUAAAGAAAGUAUGGAUACUCAAGGAAUUUCCGCACGGAGUCCUCCAUCCCUUUAGUCCGAUAUCGUUAAUAAAGGAAGCAAUUACGCCCUUAGGAACAUUGAGCGUCGAACAUCUUAUAGAAAAAAGAGAUUUACAUCAUGAACACACACGAAAAGCAAGAGAUGCUGAAGAUAUUGAACUACCAAAUAUUGAACAAGUAGUUGAACCAGAUGCUGUUAUUGAAACACAAAAAGAAAUUGUGUCUCAAAACAACUUUCUCACCGAUAUUAUAUUAACACGCGUGGAGUUUCAUAGGGGUAAACCAGUUGAUGCUAUUAAGUUACAAUCUAUUACAUUUCCUGGUGAAACGAAUCAAGAUGGUGUAGGUUCAUUAUCCACAGAUACAAGCUCAGAUCUAGUGGCGCAAGCUUCAUCGAAAGAGAGUUUAAUUGAUACUGAACAUGAAAGCGAACCUCCAAAGGAAACUGAGAAAAUAGACGGUGAAAGCGAAAAAUUAACUGAACCAAAAUCGGAUGUAGAACUAAUCAGUAAUGUAGAAGAGAAGAAAAAGGAAGAGGAAGACAAAAAGGAAGAGCUUCAAGACGGCAAAGAAUCUCAAUUGGAACUAUCAGAAACCACAGAUGAAAAGGUAUCUGGUGAAGUGGCGCAAGGUUCUGAGGAAUCGCCAGGUGUAAUUGAGAAUAGGGAGACCGAAUCAGAGGCAAUUAGUGAUAAUGUAGAGGCUAUACCGGUCAAACCAGAACCUCUAGUUGAAGUAACUCCAAAGCCUAUAGAAACUCCAGCACUUCCAGUGAGUCCGUUACCACAGCCAAUAUAUAUUCCUUUAUACACGGAUGUCAAGACACCCGUGCCUAUUCCUGUUCAGCCUGUGGUAUCGGAAGUAGUUGUUACAGCACCGCCUGUAGUAGUUGUUACAGAAAAGGAAGUGGUAGUCGCACCUCCACCUCCACCACCAGUACAAACAGAAACAACUGUGAUCCAAACAGAACCAACUCCAGGUUUAUUUACUCGUGGAUCACGUUUUAUGUUAAACGUUAGCUCUCGUAUUUUAAGGAAAUUGUUAAGAUUAGUUUCAAGGGUACAAUCACGUAUUCCGCUUCCUCCAGCCGAAGCAUAG